AUGAUGGUGAUGAUGGCCGCGCGAGUCGCUACGGUGACCCGCAUCCCGACUCCGUCCUCGUCCUCAUCGUCGGCCUCUUCCAAGGUCGAUGUUUCUCCCAGGACUCCGAGGCGGCUGAAGGCGCCGACGCUGCCCCAGCCGUCAGCAAUGGUGUCGGCGACGUCCGUUUCUCUCCUUGCGCUCUUCUCCGCGCCCAGCAGCAGCUUCAACGAAGCCAAGGCCUUCACCUUCGCCAGGGAGGAAAUUCUGUCUUCCCUCACCCAGGUCUGUGACCGAAAAGCCCCUUUCCCUUUUUGCAUUCCUCAAAGACGCUUUCUUGAUUUAAAUCUCCCAGCCUUGUGGGUAUGUUUUAUAUUCCUCAUCGCAAUUCCUAGAGGUCAAGAUGGAGUCCCACAUUGGGGGAUUCCUCCGGCCGUAGCUCUGAUUUUUAAUGCCUCUGGUUCUGUCUUGGCGAGGUGUCCCGCCGCACCCCGUUUCUUGCUAUUUUUCGCUCAAGCUGCGAAUGGUUUAAACAGGUAGAGAAUGCACUGGAUAAGGUGGAGGCAGCCACUUUGAAGGCUUCGGAAUUCAUCGAGACUAUUAUUAAGUUUGUAAAUGACACUUUGAAGCCAGCUGGCGAGGUGGUACUGCCAGCAGUGACAAAGGCAGGAGAGGACGCAAUAAACGUUGCCACGCCAGUGGUUUUUAGUGCUUCAGAUCUAGCCAAAGAGGCACUCCUGGGCGCUGGAAUCGAUCCCGCUCCUAUUAUUUCCACCUUUGAGGUUCAUCAUUCUUUCUCUGCCAAGAUUUUUAUUCUAUUGAAUUCUUAACGUACAGCUUGCAAAACACUGUUUUGAAUCAUGUCAUGUGAUUUUUCUUCAUUCAGUUGUGUGUGGACGAUCGAUAUCAUAUUGAAAAUACUUUUCAUUUGCAUGUUUUUUGGAAGGAUAAUGACAGUUAUUAAUGGCUAGAAACAAUGUCAAUCAAUGGAAAAACUGUUUGUCACCCAUCUUACUAGCCCUAACUCCAGGUUAAUAUCAUGAAGAAAAUAGGAUAUUGAAGAAAGAUUUAUCCAAUUAGAUAACCUUUUUUUUCUGGCGCGAUAUUACCUGACAGUGCUUCUUUUGAUCAACAGACAGUUUCUGAAGCAGCAAAACAGUUUGCAAGUGUUGUAGAAGCUGCCAAACCCAUCGCAUCAUCAGCCGUGGACACAAUCUCAUCAACAGAUCCUGCAGUGCUCGGUGCAUCAUCUGGAGGAUUGGCACUUGCUUACUUGCUUUCCCCACCAGUGCUCUCGGCAGUAUCUUCCAAUUUCAGGGGUUACAAAGGUAUACAUCAUUCAAUUCUUGCACAUGCACUUGUGGGAAAGUGAUCUAGAAAUCAGUUAAAGCCUUUGAUAGAUGUUUUGCAUAGCCUGAAUGAUGAUUUUAUAACAUUACCCCAUGGAUGAUAUUUUGAUCAUGUUUAUGGGUACAACUGCAUUAUGCUAUGCUUUCUUGAGACUGUGUGUUCUUCGAUUUUCUUUUUGGAUUCUGUUUCCCAGGUUAGUUAUAUUACGAUGCCUUCUUUGCAAUUUUGAUGCUGAAACAAAUAGUUUAUCUUCUUGUGUUGUCAGAAUAAAAUAAAAAAAAUCGUAUCAAUGUGGAGCUAACCAGGAUGAAAGACCCAAUCGUUAGUAAUUAUGCGAUUAAUUAUGAGUUGGGUCUUAAUGGACCUUUUGCCUGGUUAUUAUUGGUUGAAUUUGAUUUAAUUUGUGAAAUAUAUUUUCUUAUCAAAACAUGCCUUUUGAAACAUUCGGAGGUGAUUACAAAUUGCAGAAAACCCAUGAUUUUUUUUACUACUGAAGAUAUCUUGGCCAAUAAUUGUCACUAGUGAAGAUCUCUUAUAUGAUCAGUAGGCUAGAAAAAGUUAUGGGCCAGUUAUUACUUGUCAGAAAAUCAUGUGAUCACUUAUGAAAUGGGUUUCCCAGAUAUUAUUGUUCGAAUUCGGUCAAUUUUGUGGAACAUAUAUUCUAUCAACCUAAUUUCUUAGAGAUCCAAUUUUGACUGCACAUGGCAGAAAAACCAUGGUUUUUACUAUGAUUUCAUUGGCUUAUUUGAGGAAAUUCAAAUUCUCCUUCCCGAAAAUUGAAGGAAACGCUGCCACUAUAUGUGAGGGUCAUUGAUGUUCUGCUUUCUUUAGGUGACCUCAGCCCGGCCCAAACUUUGGACCUGGUUUCCUCCCAACAAUAUCUCCUGAUUGACAUAAGGUCGGAGGACGACAAGGCCAAGGCUGGUGUUCCUCGCCUUCCUUCCAGCGCGAAGAACCAGCUGAUCUCAAUACCGUACAUGAUUUUACCGAGCAUGAAUUAUCUCCUUAUUUCUCAUCAUCCGUGAGUGGAUAAGGAUCACAAUAAAUCUUUGUUUCACCAGUCUGGAACAACUCCCGAGCAAGACAAGGAACAUAGUUCGAGAUGCGAAGAAGGCGGAGGCGGAUAUUGCUGCACUGAAGAUCUCUUAUCUCAAAGGAAUCAACAAAGGUUCAAACAUCGUGAUCAUGGAUUCGUGAGUCUUCUUGCCCCAUUAGCCCAUUUUUACCUUCCAGAAAAAGAAAAAAAAUAAAAAUCAUAUGUUCUAAUUCUGCUGCCCGUCUCUGCUUCCCUCAAUUGGAUUCCAUGGAGGAUGAGAAGUAGCCUACUUCUAUCAUCUUAAGAAAAGUAAAAAAAAAUAAAAUGCAAAAAAAUAAAAAAAUCUAAUACCUCUGGCAUUCUCUUCUUCUCUUACUUGGAAUCCAUGGAGGAUAACAGCUAGCCCAUAUUUGGAACCCAUGGAGGAUGAGAGGCAGCCUAUUUUAUCAUCUAAAAAAAUUAUUAUUUUCUAUUCUAACCCCAUUUAAUUAUUUAAAAAAUGGAGGAUGGGGAACCGAUUUCAUGGAAACUCUGGGAUCUGAUCUCUUCCUUGUGGAUGCGAAGGUACUCUGAUUCUGCGAAGAUUGUGGCGAAGACAUUGACGAGCCUCGGAUUCGGGAACUGCUGGGUUAUGUCGGAUGGCUUCUCAGGGGGCAAAGGGUGGCUUCAGAGCCGCCUGGGCUCAGAUUCAUACGACACCUCCGUUGUGGAAGUCCUCUCGCCCUCUCGGAUUAUCUCCGCCGCUAGAUCUUUCGGGACCACCGGCUCCACGCAAUCCAGUGGGAAUCUCCUCCCUGGGAGUGUUGAUAGUUGA
Molecule: messenger RNA, 3179 nt
Organism: Spirodela intermedia
Lineage: Eukaryota; Viridiplantae; Streptophyta; Magnoliopsida; Alismatales; Araceae
Source: the annotation of a GenBank genome assembly